UAGGCGGAAGGAAGGUGGGAGGAGGGCGCCCAACUGGGCUGCAAAAGCGCCCGCCGAAGGGCCAGCCACUUACCAACAGCACUGUUACUCGCGCCAAAGGGUCCCGCGUCGACCCAUCCGUCAGAAACGUCGCUAGUCCGACGGAUAUUCACACAAAACAACGCAGAAAAAACACUUGGCUGUCAGUGAUAGAGAUGUGUAGUCCGCCAUUACAAACUUACUAAACGAGACAAGAAAACUGUGCUGAUUGUAGUUCGCUCGCCAGCCGCAAGGUGGAAUAAUCCAAAAAUUCUCAUUUUGAAAGGGUAGUGCUUGAAGGAGUAGAAUGAAGUAGUGUUAUCAUUUGUAAAAUUUACUGUCUUAGAUGACACAUUUAAAGUAAAAUGUAUUAAUUUAUAGUUUUUUGACACAAUUUGAUGGGAUUUUAAGACUAUUUAUCAAUAUGAGUGUUGAGUAAAUGAAUAUCACUUUGUUUCGCAAAACUCCUUCUUAUACUCCUGUCAAAUGUUUACUUCUGAACAAAACACAUGUGAAAUUGAAGAUGAUCUAAUUUUUUAAAAUUUUUUAUCAUUCAAAGACAGAUCAAAGUGUUUAAGUUUUGAUUUCCAAUCUGUCAGGGAGGAAUGAAUGUUUUGAUUUAAAAUUUCCACGCUGACAAUUCGAAAAUUCCGCUGAAUUUUGACCAAAAUGUAUCGUGUGCCGAAAGUCAAUCGUCUCUUUCGUCGAAGUUUCUCCACUCCUGCAGGCACCAACCAACAACUUGUUGGCACCAACACAGCCUCCGACAUAAGAAAAACUUUUAUCGAGUACUUCGUCAACGAGCACGGACACAAAUUUGUCAAGUCAAGUUCUGUGAUGCCACCUGGAGAUGAUCCCACCCUUCUUUUUGUUAACGCCGGGAUGAACCAGUUCAAAUCGGUCCUGCUGGGCAAGGCCGAGCCCGUGACCCCAAGGGCUGUGAACAGCCAAAAGUGCAUCAGGGUUGGAGGAAAACACAACGACCUGGAAGCUGUCGGAAAAGACAGCACUCAUCACACCUUUUUUGAAAUGCUCGGCAACUGGUCUUUUUCCGACUAUUUCAAGGAAGAUGCGUGUAAAAUGGCCUGGAAUCUCAUGACUGGACCGUACGGCCUGGAUCGAGACAAACUCGUUGUGACUUAUUUCGGCGGCCACACAAAAUCCAAUUUGAAGGCUGACCAGGAUUGUGCUGAAGUCUGGAGGUCCAUGGGUUUGUUGCCGAGACAGAUCAUUCCCUUGGGGAUGGACGACAAUUUCUGGGAAAUGGGACUCGUCGGGCCGUGCGGGCCUUGCACUGAAAUUUACUACGUCAAAGAUGGCAAACUGAUGGAGCUGUGGAAUCUGGUUUUUGUUGAAUACGAGAGGAAGACGGACGGAGAGUUGCUGCUGCUUCCAAAAAAGCACGUAGACACAGGAAUGGGGCUGGAAAGACUAACCAGGGUUUUGCAAGGGGUGGACAGCAAUUACGACACAGACCUAUUCAAACCUCUUAUUAAAAUAGUUGAGAAGGUGUCGAAUAAAGAAAAGUACAGUGGCGUUUACAACGACGAGGCCAUUUUAGACACAGCCUAUAGAAUUCUAGCAGAUCAUUCCAGGGCCAUCAGCAUUGCUCUGGCAGACGGAAUGUACCCUAAUAAAAACCAUAGACUGAGAAAAAUUAUAGUGAAAUGCUUCUCUCUGUCCGAGACGGUGUUCAACAAGCAGGGAAUUGAGAUUCUCCCACUCCUUGUUGAAGGUGUCACUGAAAUUCUAGGAGAAUCAUAUCCUGAAUUGCAAACCAACCUCGGCAGAUCUCAGGAAUUGAUUCGGCAGGAGUUUGAAAGGUAUAAGGAAUUGAAGUCGCAGGCAAAGUCUGAGUGGGGGAAAGUCCUUGAGGAGUAUCCUUCUCUUCAGUCCCUGCCAGAUGACCACCCUGGUCUAGCACGAGCUGUGAAUAAAGUCAAAGAUUGUAAAGAAAUAAAUGGAAAGCUGGCCUUCUACCUGUACAGCAAAUUUGGUCUCGAUGAAGUCCUUAUUCAAAGUCUGGCCGAGUGCCUGGACAUUCCAGUCGACCUCGAAGGUCUUCACAAAUUGCGCAAUGCGGACAAAAUUAAAACCAUCGCAAGUUCCGAUAAUUUGGAGAAAAUCUUGGCCGAUGAACAUGUGCCACCGACUGGAGACCAAUCCAAGUAUUAUUGGGAGUACAGAAAUGGCCAUUACAUUUUUUCGGAGCAAAUGGACUGCAAAAUUUUAGCGUUGCUGCAGCACCAUACUUUGUUGCAACAAGUGAAGGCUGGAGAGAGAUGCACCGUUAUAGUGGACCAUACCCAUUUUUAUCACAAAUCCGGAGGACAAAUUUCCGAUUCGGGAAUUUUGUCUACCACCUCCGGCACUGGCGAAGUGGUUGAUGUGCAGAGACACGGUAAAUAUGUGGCGCACACUGUAAAUGUCACCGAGGGAACUUUAAGCACAGGCGAAAUCGGGAAACUGAAACUUAACACUGCAAAUCGGCUGGGCUGCAUGCAGAACCACUCGGCCACACACUUGCUGAACGCAGCCCUGCGCAAAUUGCUGCCUAGCGUUCACCAGAGGGCCAGCCUAGUCACCCCCAACUUUUUGAAUUUUGACUUUUCAACUCAAGUGGUGACGAAAGGGGGCGACCCGCCUACUUUGAACGACGAGCAGAUCCAGUUUUUGGAGGAUUUCGUCAACGAGCAGAUCAAAGCUGCCCUGCCGGUCGCAAGGUCGACUGUCAGCCUCACAGAUCUACCCCAGGGGACUGUAAAGACUCCUGGGGAAAAGUACCCCGAGACUGUGACUGUGGUCACCAUUGGCAAAGACGUGUCCAUCGAGCCUUGCUGGGGCACUCAUUGCAACAACACGGCCGACCUUUUACACUUCUGCAUCAUUUCGGAAACGUCGGACAAGACAGGGGCCCUGUCACUUCGGGCGCUCACAGGUCACAAGGCCCAGGCGGCGGUUCAGGAGGGAAGGCAGGCGGAGCAGGAGGUCAGUGACCUUCAACUGGCAGUCCAAGGAAGUUACAACGGCUCUAAAAUUAGUGAGAGUGUAAAAGUCUUGAUGAAUAAGCUUAAGGAAAAUGACGUUCCUCUGCUGGUGAAGAAGCGCCUCAUCAACUCUCUUAGUGAAAUUGACAAAAAGGUUUCUGGUGACAGAAAGGCAAUUUGCAAGGAAUUAGUGGAGAAGCACGUCAAGGAGUGUCUUGCAAAAUCCAAAUCUCCGUACAUUGUUUCGUUGUUGUCCAGCAAACAUUAUGAGCCUCUGAGUCUUAGACUCGCAAAUACGAUGUGCCUGCCUGACAAAGCGUCGUUAUUUAUUGCCAAAGACGGGGAUGGAUUCCUCAGAGGAAGAUGCGUCGUCCCAGUGGAUCUAGUUUCUGCGUCGUUUGAUGCACAAUCGUGGAUGUCCCCCGUUUUGAAAAUUCUCGGCGCCGAGGGAGGAGCGCCUCUGAAAAAAGACGGGAAAUCGCAUUUUCUGAUGAACCCGAAAAAAUUGACAGAUGAUUUUGACAGCGCCCUGCUCGACAAAGCGUUAAAAGAGGCUGAAAAUUACGCUCGAGCUUCCCUUCUGCUGUCAGCAUUACAAAGGGAACAGUGAAAAUAUAGAUAUUAAUUUAUUAAAACAAGU
Molecule: messenger RNA, 3645 nt
Organism: Neocloeon triangulifer
Lineage: Eukaryota; Metazoa; Arthropoda; Insecta; Ephemeroptera; Baetidae
Product: alanine--tRNA ligase, cytoplasmic-like
Exons: 12
Coding region: 688-3615 (975 amino acids)
Biological process (GO): alanyl-tRNA aminoacylation; tRNA modification
Cellular component (GO): mitochondrion; cytoplasm
Molecular function (GO): amino acid binding; nucleic acid binding; alanine-tRNA ligase activity
Source: RefSeq, a predicted model, not a curated record